Cariama cristata (Red-legged seriema) is the source of this 2287-nucleotide messenger RNA. It is a transcript of the gene CCNL2, whose product is annotated as cyclin L2. The transcript is spliced from 10 exons. The record is from RefSeq and is a predicted model, not a curated record. Gene Ontology annotation, biological process: regulation of transcription by RNA polymerase II. The coding region runs from base 3 to 1280 and encodes 425 amino acids. Gene Ontology annotation, molecular function: cyclin-dependent protein serine/threonine kinase regulator activity. Lineage: Eukaryota; Metazoa; Chordata; Aves; Cariamiformes; Cariamidae. Gene Ontology annotation, cellular component: nucleus.
CUAUGGCUACAGGACAGGUGCUAUUUCAACGUUUUUUUUAUACCAAGUCUUUUGUGAAGCAUUCCAUGGAGCAUGUGUCAAUGGCCUGUGUUCAUCUGGCAUCCAAAAUUGAAGAAGCGCCAAGACGUAUAAGGGAUGUAAUUAACGUGUUCCAUCGCCUUAGACAUCUACGGGAAAAAAAAAAACCUGUGCCUCUAAUACUGGAUCAAGAAUAUGUAAACUUGAAGAAUCAAAUUAUUAAGGCGGAAAGAAGAGUGUUAAAGGAGUUGGGAUUUUGUGUUCAUGUAAAGCACCCUCAUAAGAUAAUCGUUAUGUACCUUCAGGUAUUAGAAUGUGAACGUAACCAACACCUGGUCCAGACUUCAUGGAAUUACAUGAAUGAUAGCCUGAGAACAGAUGUCUUUGUAAGAUUCCAGCCAGAAAGCAUUGCUUGUGCAUGUAUUUACCUCGCAGCUAGGACACUGGAGAUUCCACUUCCUAAUCGUCCACACUGGUUUUUACUCUUUGGAGCAACAGAAGAAGAAAUUCAAGAAAUCUGCUUAAAAAUUUUGCAGCUCUAUACUCGGAAAAAGGUUGAUUUAUCUGAUCUGGAAAGUAAAAUAGAAAAGAAGAAAUUAGCUAUCGAAGAGGCAAAAGCACAAGCUAAAGGUCUAGUACCUGAGGGAGCCCCAAGUUUGGAUAACACGUCAGGAUUUUCCCCUAUACCGAAAAAUGAGUCUCCAAAAGAAGUUAAAGGAAAUAAACCUUCACCGCUACCCGUUCAGGCAAUGAAGAAUGCUAAAAGGAAAAUAGAGGGAGCAAAAAGAAUGAGUUCAAAUAGCCCAGUAAAUGGCGUUCAGAAAGGAAGAGAAAGCAGAAGUCGAAGUGGAAGUCGAGAUCAAAGUUACUCAAGAUCACCAUCCAGAUCUGCAUCCCCUAAGCACAGGAAAAGUGAAAGUUACUCCACAUCGAGUGGUUCCAAAUCCCACAGCCGUUCUAGGAGCCGCAGUGACUCUCCUCCAAGACAGUUCAACCACAGUUCUAGCUACAAAGGUUCCAAGGUUAGAAGUUACAAGAAGUCAAAAGACUACAAAUACGCAACACACAAACCACGGAAAUCACGCAGCAGGAGUUCAUCCCGUUCCAGGAGCCGAUCCCGGGAGCGCUCUGACCAUUCGGGGAAGUACAAGAAGAAGAGUCACUACUAUAGAAAUCACAGGCAUGAGCGUUCUCGCUCCUAUGAGCGAGCAAGUCAUCGCUAUGACCGAGACCAUCCUGGCCACAGUAGGCAUAGGCGAUAAGUAAAGUAAAAAGUUCUUUUCCUUUGGAAUUUAAGCAGUGGAGCUCUUCCCUGUUUGGUCUUUGCAGUAUAGAUUUAACAUGGCUUGUAAACCACCUCGCUUGAGUAAUGUCCAUUCUGCUGGCAAUUGUGUACUUACUAUCAUAAAUCCAAAGGAAAGGUUCUAACAGGAGAGAAUGAUGUGAAAGACUUAAUCUGAUAAAUGUCUUGGUGACUGUUCUGCUGGAGCGUCACCUCAUAACCCAGCAGAACUUGUCUCUGGAUGCUCCUAUGCCUGCUCUUUAGUAAUUUCCAUACCGUAGUGCAGUGGGGUGUUAUUUGGGACUUCCAGUUCUGCAAGCAGGACCUCCAUGGCUCAGUAGUUGGCAUACUGUGCUGAACAGUCCUUCCCUGUGGAACUGGCAAGCUCAAGACGGUUCGUAAAAACAGUUGGAGUGGCUUGGUGCUAACAAAGCUGUCUUUUCAUACUGACUCAAUUAUGUUGUACAAAUGUAAGGUGACUUUUUUAGAACUGUUGCCUAUAUUAGGUUAUAUAUGUGUAUAUAUAUUUUGCAGUGUUACAGUACAGUAUGGGAAUAUGGCCUUACUAGCCUUUACACUUUAUCCACAAUGUAAAUAAGCAUUUGUUUAAUACAGGUGGAAGAUAUAUACAGAAAAUUCAAAACUUGAAUUCUAUCAAAAGACUUGUGUAGAAAUUUCUGAUAAAUGUGAAAGUAUUUAGCUCUGUGUAUUGAGAGUAGUAUAUUUUUAUCUGUGCAAUGCUGUGUGCAGGCCACCAGCUCAUAAGACAUUUCCUAUAUAUACAUUUUAAGUGGUUUGAAAUUCUUUACUCAGGAUCUUUGACACUGAAGAAUUAGUAGUUUGUCAAUCUGCAUGCUUGUUGAAGAACAGAGCAUAAAAAAAAAAAGGCAAAAACCCCACAGCCCAGUAGUAUCAGUUCUAGUGGUAUAUCUGAGCUGUUACUCUCAUGCUCCCUAAUUUCAUUAAAGUAUUUGAUUUUCUAUUAAA